AUGAUCAACUGCAUUAUUACCAGUGCGCGGAAUAAUAUCUUACUGGUACAAUCCCUCAGUUGCAGUGAGGUUGGUCUCUAUUUAGGUAUACUGAUUUUAACAGGUUUAGCGCCAAGACAUCACAUUUUGGCGACGAGUAUUAAAAGAACUCAGAAGAAGACCAACGAAGCGAAAAACAACGAACACUCGGAACAGAGAACAGGAGAAAAACAUAACCUCAACACAACACGUGGUUCGCAACAAACGAAUCGAGGAAAAGAUAACAACAUGGACAACCACUCAACACCAGUACCUCCAUUUCAUAUAGCAGAAGACCCCAAUAACGUUGGCUCAAGGUGGGAAAAGUGGCUUAACCGUUUUGACAACUAUCUCAUAGCAGCAGGCAUCGAUAAUGAAGACCGAAAGAAAGCCAUGCUUCUCCACUACGCAGGCGAAGAAGUUCAUGAUUUAUAUUUGUCACUUCCUGAACUACCAGUAAACACAGCACAACCCAAUGAAUCACCUUAUUUAACAGCUAAACGAAAGCUCAAACAAUAUUUCACCCCUAGAGUCAACAAAGAAUUUGAAAUGUUUAAUUUUAGGCAAGCCAGACAGAGCGAGAAUGAAACAAUUGAUCAGUUUUACGCAAAGUUACUGAAACUAUCCAAGACUUGCACGUUUGAAAACCCAAAUGAAGAAAUCAAACUUCAAAUCAUCAUGAACACGAAGUACACAGAACUACGUCGAUAUGGACUCACUGAACAACCCAAUCUCGAUGAUCUAUUGAGCAGAGCACGUACAAUUGAGUGCACAGCUAAUCAACUGAAGGUCAUUGAAGACAAGAUUGUCAUGAACACAAGCACAGAAGAAUGUAGCUACUUAAACAAACAAAAGCAACACAGAACCGCACCAGCCAACAGUGGUACGAGUAAGAACAAUUGCAAAAAUUGUGGAGGCAAAUGGCAUCCAAAUGGGAGGAGAGCUUGUCCUGCUCUAAAUGUAAUUUGUCGAAGUUGUGGCAAGAAAGGACACUACGCCCGAGUCUGCAUGUCCACCACAUCAACACAACAGCAACAAGCACAAUCACGAGCAAACCCCCAGCACAACAACCAUGGCACAAAUACUAGCAUAAACAAGAAACAUAAUGGAGAGAGGAAGAACAGAGCACAAAUUCGCUUUAAUGAGCUUAACAUGGAGCCAGAGUCAACUAAUUCUGAGACAUCUUUCAAAACAACAAUUCGUCCAAACGACAGAACAGCCAUGAAAUGCCCUCAGGUGCAUGUUAAGUUGAAUGGCAAAGUAAUCAAUUUCAUUGUAGAUACUGGUUCAUCUGUUAAUCUAAUAAGCUCAAGCACAUUUAAAGAAUUUCAUCAGCAGUCACUACAACCAGAUUCCUCAUCGAUUCUCCCGUACAACUGUCAACAACAGUUAGAAGUAGUUGGAAAAUUCAAAGGUUUGUUCCAUUAUAACAACCACCAAACGCGAGCAGAUGUAUUUGUGAUAAAAGGCAACAGUGAAUCAUUAUUGAGCUACGAUACAGCAAACAAAUUGCAGCUGAUACAACUAUCUAUGAUGAUAUAUCAACCUAUGGACAUGAACUAUAUCAAAAACAAGCAUCCUAAUUUAUGUAAUGGCAUAGGUUGUCUCAAGAACCAAACUGUCAAGCUACAUAUUGAUGAGUCAAUUCCUCCAGUAGCAAAUAAACACAGGAGAAUUCCAAUAAAUCUUCGUGAAGCAGUUGAACAAGAGAUAACAAGACUGAUGAAACAAAACAUCAUUGAAAAAGCAACAGGACCAACUCCCUGGGUUUCACCAAUAGUUGUAGUUCCCAAACAUCACGAUCCUAACUCUAUCAGAAUUUGUGUAGACAUGAGAGAGGCUAACAAAGCCAUACUUAGAGAAAGGCAUCCAACACCAACUAUUGAAGAAAUAUUUGCCCAGUUAAAUGGCGCAACAGUCUUCUCAAAGAUUGAUUUGAAAGAUGGCUACCACCAACUAACAUUAGAAGAAUCUUCACGGUAUAUAACAGUUUUCUCAACACAUAUUGGUUUGUAUCAAUAUAAACGACUGAGUUUUGGGAUAAAUUCCGCUGCAGAGAUUUUUCAAAACACAAUAAGACAACUGUUAAACCAAAUAGAUGGUGUGUUAAACAUCAGCGAUGAUAUACUAAUCUUUGGAACAACUCAACAAGACCAUGAUAAGACUCUCAAGCAAGUAAUAGAACGUUUGGAUAACCAUAAUUUGACAAUCAACACAAAGAAAUGCAUUUUUAACACAAACAAAAUCGAUUUCUUUGGAUAUGUAUUCUCUAGCAAAGGCAUUUACCCUGAUCCAGACAAAGUCAAAUCUGUCUCUAACCUAGAACCGCCCAGAAACGUACAUGAACUAAGAAGCUUCCUAGGAACGUUAAAUUAUGUUGGAAAGUUCCUGCCUCACUUAGCAACAAAUACUGCAAUAUUACGUGAGCUGAUUACAAAAGAUGCUCAAUGGGACUGGACUGAAAAGCAUCACAGCGCUUUUAAUGAUCUUAAGAAACAACUAGAAUCAGCACGAAACCUCGCCUAUUUUGACCAACAGAAAAAGACGCACCUCUAUGUAGACGCUGGUCCCAUAGGACUUGGAGCGAUCCUUUCGCAAGAACUUAACAACAAAACAGAAGUUAUUUCGUACGCUAGCAGAACAUUAACUUUGACCGAACAGAAAUACAGUCAAAUAGAGAAAGAAACAUUAGCAGCAACAUGGGCCAUACAUCACUUCAGAAUAUACCUGUUAGGAGGUCACUUUGUGUUACACACAGACCACAAACCCUUGGUCUCAAUCCUACAGAACCCUCGAUCAGCUCCAAACGCACGCAUUGAACGACUUUGUUUAAAACUUCAGCCUUAUAAAUUUACAGUUCAAUACCAAAGAGGCAUAACAAAUCCGUCUGAUUAUUUAUCUCGUCAUCCAACAUACAGCCCACCAGAAGCAUAUGAUAAAAGUGAAGAAUACGUAGCUUUUGUAACCAAUCAUUCACUACCAAACACAAUUUCACUUGAAGAAAUCGAAAAUGCAAUGAAAGAUGAUUUUCAGUUGCAGCUACUGAAAAAGGCCUUGUUAGAAGAUGAUUCCUUGUUUUGGAAGAAACGAGAACUGCAAACAUUCAAGCAAAUCAAACAAGAGCUCACUGUAUAUGGUAAUAUUAUUCUCAAAGGCAGUCAAAUCGUAAUUCCCAGCAAACUGCAGAAAAACAUUAUCAGAUUGGCACAUAAAGGUCAUCAAGGUCUCGUUAAAACCAAACAACUGGUAAGAACUAAGGUAUGGUUUCCCAACAUCAACAAAAUGGUAGAAGAAGUAGUGAAGUCAUGCACAGCAUGUCAAGCAGUGACACCCUACAACCAGCGAAAUCCGAUUCAAACAUACCCGACAUCCACUCACCCGCUUGAAUGUCUAGAUGUAGAUUACGCCGGACCAUUUCCAGAUGGAAAAUAUUAUUUCAUAAUGGUGGAUGAUUUCUCAAAGUUUCCAUUCGUCAAAAAAGUACCAUCGACCAAUUUCAAACAGCUGAAGCCCGUACUUGACGAGACAUUUGCACUAUUUGGCCUACCAAAAGAACUUAAAUCCGAUAAUGGACCACCCUUUAAUGGAUACGAAUUGAAAGAAUAUCUUUCAAGCCUCAACAUCAAGCAUCAUUUAAUAACACCACGUUGGCCAGAAGCAAAUGGCAGAACUGAGAGAUUCGUGAAAACGUUCAAGAAAGCCCUCUUGUGCGCAACGAUCAACAGUAACAAUCCAGACGCAGAAAUUCAAGAAUUUUUAAUCAAUUACCGAAGCACCCCUCAUUCAACAACAAACUGCCCACCAUAUCAAAUUAUGUUCAACAGAGAAAUCAACAACUUCUUACCCACUCUCAAAAACAAGACGUUUCAUGAAUACAAUCCCCAAACGGACAUCGACAACAGAAGAAAACAAAACGAACGCGCCAAUCGUAAAAGAAGGACAUUUGAACAUCGCUUACAACUUGGACAAAAAGUUCUUUGCAAACAACAAAAGAAGAAUUCGCUGACUCCACUCUUUGAUCCAGAUCCAUACACGAUCACUAGAAUCACCGGUUCUCAAAUUGAAGCUCGACGAGGAGAAAAGGUGAUUGUCAGAAAUUCAUCAUUCUUCAAGCCACACCACUCAGCACAGAGUCCAAGGCCAGAGUAUCACCCCUCAACAAGUUUGGCACCCAGUCGAUCUUCCCAAUCUGAACAAACGCGAGCACCGUUCCCCACAACACCUCCAAGGUCGACAGCUCCAGCCACGACACCCCUUAGAAAAGACAACACGGAGGACAAAGUAAACAGUCCCCCAAAUCAACGAGUCGAGACGCCCACUGGACGACGUCCCCAGCGAGACAGAAAACCACCGUCGAAGCUUCGGGACUAUCUUGUAGAACUCUAA
Zophobas morio is the source of this 4404-nucleotide messenger RNA. RefSeq lists its product as uncharacterized. Gene Ontology annotation, molecular function: zinc ion binding; aspartic-type endopeptidase activity; nucleic acid binding. Lineage: Eukaryota; Metazoa; Arthropoda; Insecta; Coleoptera; Tenebrionidae. The record is from RefSeq and is a predicted model, not a curated record. Gene Ontology annotation, biological process: DNA integration; proteolysis. The transcript is spliced from 2 exons. Bases 1 to 4404 code for a protein of 1467 amino acids.